UCUAAGGGCCUCGUCUUCAGGGUUCUCGGCGUGAGCCAGAGCAGCGUUUUCUACUCUCCAGUCACAGACUUCAAAGAAAGCAAGCCCCACAUUUGUGUCUACUCUGGCGGUAGAACAGAAAGCUGCCUCGGCUGGGGGCAGCAUUCGGGGAGCCCCGUGCAGUCCCACCCUCCCCUGCUCACGCCUCGCCCUCCCGCGAGGUCACCCGCGUGCAGAAGGCGAGCGCCCGGGCCUCCCCGCGCCCUCCCGACUUCCUUCCGAGCCGCCCGCAGGCCGGGGAAGUUCGCCGCUCCGCGGCGGCCGCGCCGCGCACUGGGCAUGCUCAGUGGCGAGUGGUAGCCUCCGGCGCCGGGUUCGGGUCGGCAGCCGCGGAGCCUGGGCUGCCCGGAGCGCGGCGGAGCCCAGCGGCCCCUAAGCCGAGAGCGAGACCCGCCCCGCGGCGCCCACCCCGCGGGCAGGCCCGCGAGAGCCGCGCCGUUCCGGACCCCGGGAGCGCCAACUUCGCGCCAAGUUCGAAGCCUCCUCCGGGAGAGCCAUGCAAAUGAUGACCAGGGACAUUUUGUUGGACAUGGAGCUAGAGGAGGACGACGACGAGGAUGGAGACAUCGCCUUGGAAAAUCUUGACCAGAUGAAUGCCUCCAGUUUUGGAACCCUGGGAAGUCAGCAUGAUUUCCGGUCCCCGGAGUUUGAAGAAUUUAAUGGAAAACCUGACUCCCUCUUCUUUAAUGAUGGCCAGCGAAGAAUCGACUUCGUGUUAGUGUAUGAAGAUGAAAGCAGAAAAGAGAACAGUAAAAAGGGGUCAAAUGAAAAACAAAGGAGAAAAAGACAAGCCUAUGAAUCUAACCUCAUCCAUGACGGCCUGCAGCUGGAAGCAACAAGAUCGGUUUUAGACGACAGGCUUGUGUUUGUGAAGGUGCACGCCCCCUGGGAGGUGUUAUGUACAUACGCCGAGAUAAUGCACAUCAAACUGCCUCUGAAACCCAGCGAUCUGAAAACCCGGACUUCAGCCUUCGGGAAUUUCAACUGGUUUACGAAAGUCCUCCAAGUGGACGAGAGUAUCAUCAAGCCAGAGCAAGAGUUUUUCACUGCCCCAUUUGAGAAGAACCGGAUGAAUGAUUUUUAUAUUCAUGAUCAAGAUACCUUCUUUAAUCCAGCUACCAGAAGCCGCAUUGUUUACUUCAUCCUCUCUCGGGUCAAGUAUCAAGUGAGGGACAACGUCAAAAAGUUUGGGAUUAACAGACUUGUCAACUCCGGGAUCUACAAGGCAGCUUUCCCUCUCCAUGAUUGCAACUUCAGCCAUCCAUCGGCGGACUCCAGCUGCCCGAACGAACGGUAUCUUCUGUACAGAGAGUGGGCUCAUCCCCGAAGCAUAUAUAAGAAGCAGCCCUUGGAUCUUAUCAGGAAAUACUAUGGAGAGAAGAUCGGAAUCUAUUUUGCUUGGCUGGGCUACUACACCCAGAUGCUCCUCCUGGCGGCAGUAGUGGGCGUGGCUUGCUUCCUCUACGGCUUCAUUAAUCGAAAUAACUGCACGUGGAGCAAAGAAGUUUGUGACCCUAACAUUGGUGGCAAGAUCAUAAUGUGUCCUCAGUGUAACAUUUGUCCGUUCUGGGAACUCAGUAUUACUUGCGAGUCCUCACAGAAAUUGUGCAUCUUUGACAGUUUUGGAACCCUAGUCUUCGCAGUAUUUAUGGGGUUAUGGGUUACCUUGUUUUUGGAGUUUUGGAAGCGGCGCCAGGCAGAACUUGAGUAUGAAUGGGACACGGUUGAGUUGCAGCAGGAAGAACAACCCCGGCCCGAAUACGAGGCGCGGUGUACUCACAUGGUAAUAAAUGAGAUCACUCAGGAAGAAGAGCGCGUUCCCUUUACUGCCUGGGGGAAAUGUAUACGUAUAGUCCUGUGUACGAGUGCUGUCUUAUUCUGGAUCCUGCUGAUCAUCGCCUCAGUCAUCGGGAUCAUCGUGUACAGAGUGUCGGUGUUCUUUACCCUCUCCAAGGAAAUGCUCCCGAGCGAGAACGGCACCGACCCGAUCCAGAAGUACCUGACCCCGCACUUGGCCACGUCCAUCACCGCCUCCCUCAUCAACUUUGUCAUCAUCAUGAUUCUGAACAUCAUCUAUGAAAAAGUGGCAAUCAUGAUUACUGACUUUGAACUCCCAAGGACCCAGACCGAUUAUGAGAACAGCCUAACCAUGAAGAUGUUCUUAUUCCAGUUUGUGAACUACUACUCUUCCUGUUUCUAUAUUGCAUUCUUCAAGGGCAAAUUUGUAGGUCAUCCCGGAGACCUAGUUUAUUGGCUAGGAAAAUACAGAAAUGAAGAGUGUGACCCAGGUGGCUGUCUCCUUGAACUGACAACGCAGCUGACAAUAAUCAUGGGCGGAAAAGCAAUCUGGAAUAACAUACAAGAGGUGCUCCUUCCCUGGGUCAAGAAUCUAUUUGGACGCUAUUGCUCAGUUUCGGGCUCAGAAAAGAUAACCCCGCGAUGGGAGCAGGACUACCAUCUGCAACUCAUGGGCAGACUGGGAUUAUUUUAUGAAUAUCUUGAAAUGAUUAUUCAGUUUGGGUUUGUCACCUUAUUUGUGGCCUCUUUUCCACUGGCCCCUCUGUUGGCUCUGGUGAACAAUAUAUUGGAAAUAAGAGUGGACGCGUGGAAAAUGACUACCCAGUAUAGACGCAUGGUGCCAGAAAAAGCCCAGGACAUCGGAGCGUGGCAGCCCAUCAUGCAAGGAAUAGCGAUUCUGGCUGUGGUGACCAAUGCCAUGAUUAUUGCUUUCACGUCAGACAUGAUCCCCCGCCUGGUGUAUUACUGGUCCUUCUCUAUCCCCCCCUAUGGGACCCACGCCCACCAUACCAUGGAGGGGUACAUCAACAACUCUCUCUCCGUCUUCAAUGUCGCAGACUUCCAAAACAGAAGCUUGGAAAAUCCAUACUCUAGGCGUGGUAACUAUACCACAUGCAGGUACCGAGACUUCCGGAACCCCCCCGGACACCCACAGGAGUACAGACACAACAUCUACUACUGGCACGUGCUCGCCGCCAAGCUGGCUUUCAUCAUCGUCAUGGAGCAUAUCAUCUACUCUGUGAAAUUCUUCAUUUCGUAUGCAAUUCCAGACGUAUCAAAAAGCACGCAGAGCAAGAUCAAGAGAGAAAAAUACCUAACCCAAAAGCUUCUUCAUGAGAACCACCUCAAAGACAUGACCAAAAGUAUGGGCGUCCUAGCUGAGAGCAUAAUAGGAGUCGUAGAUAACAAUUUACGACCAAAAGUAGAGUAAGAGCCUUAGGUUCUGAGAAGCACUUUAAAGAACUUUGUCAAAAAAUAUUAAUCUCCAGUGAAAACGCUUAAAACCACCCUCCUAAAGUAAAAUGGAUACUUUUUUCUUUGAUGAUUUUUAGGGAGUGUUUCAUUUUUUCACUUUGCCAACUCUGUUCCAGGGGUAUCUUUCCCUUCUACGUCGUCAUUAAAGACAUGCUAGAUUUUGCAUGAUUAAAAAACGCUAACAUGGAAUUCAGCUAGUAAGUGGCAAACAGACUCAAGAAUUCACGCUAUAUAGAUGUAUUAUCACAUCCCCACAGGAGAGGAAACCUCAGUCUACAGGAAACACUGUCGGCCUCCAUUUCGGCCUCUCUUUCCAACUCAAAGAAGUGCCCUGAACGGAGUACAGUGAAGAUAGCGAGUUUCCGAAGCACGUUGUGCUAAUCCACAGUGACACUUGUGUCUCCCAGGAGCAGUCCUAGAAUGUUCUGUGCCAGUCAAUGUUGGCUGCUCCCCAAGUCCGAAGGGAGUAAGAUGACGAAAGCAGGGAAGUUACAGAUUCAAUAGAACUGAUUCCUAUUGAUCAGGAUAAUUAAUUUACCUCUUGUAAAGAUGUGUAGUUUCUUGAAAAAAAAUGAAAUCGAGUAAUUAAAAUUGCAUUUCUAUCAACAUAAUGGUCUGGAAAAGAUAAGCCCACCAGCUUCCCUCCAGCUGCCCUUUACUCGUGACUGCAGUGUGCACAGCACAGCAGAUCAGGCGCCCCGCGCAUGGCCCGCUGCACAGCCCUGUGACCCAGUGGUUAAGGGAACACCGAGUCCCCUGAUAGGGAGCCACACUUGUCCCUGUAUGAGGGCCACCGUUUGGCAGGCCUUCUGCGUGUCCUUGCGGUCAGCAUACCGAUGCAUCUGCCCUGCUAGCUAGCUCCUCGCACCCUCCGCUCUCCGAGUCCCAACCCAGCAGCAUGUUUGCCCCCGGAAGCGUUGUGGGGGGUGGACACAGAUCAUUCCCAAUGAAGACAAGACUGGGUAUAAUUUGCCCUUCCAGCCUCCCUAAGUCCAGUCAGGCAUUUAGAGUAAGAAAAAACAGUGGUUUGGUCACAAACCAUGCCAUCAGCUGGGGGUCAGUUCCUGCUGAGCUCCUGACCACGCCCAUCUUGCCCUUGAUUUGUUCAGCUGAGCAGCCUUUACAGCGCUUUACUGCCUUUCAGGUGCUAGGCCCUCUGGGAAACUCGAGAGAAGAUUCGGGGCCCUCGCUCCUCACCCUUGACUGGUGACAGGAGUGCAGGAGAGGGAGUCUGGCGCAGGGUUUGGACGGGCCACCACUCACUGGGGUGCUGCUGAAUGCCCAGGUGCACGGGAGCCAAGCCACUCUGAACCCCAGCAGCAAAAGACAAGGCAACACGUUUAGUGUUUAAGGCUUGUUAUAACAGGGUAGUCUAACUCCAGGACUUAUGUACAAUUCAUCAGAGCAGUAUCUGCACUUUUGAAUUGUCCCAGUAGAGCAAGGACAGCAUUUCACUCACUUUCUUGAUAGUGGUGAUGAUGUGAUCAGAAAGUGUUCGUGACAGGCUGUGUGAGGUCUGACUGCUCACCUGUGACACCGCUGCUCCUGGAAGUGGCGUUGCCUCCUCUCGAAUUACCUCUGCUCUCCUCUGAACUCAGCGACUCUCCUACUGUUGGACUUGGCAGUUACUCAUUGCAUAUGGAAGCAUGGAAGAGGAAAUGUUUUUGCCUUAUCUCUUUGUAUAUAAAACUUUAAAAGAAUUGUGUACUUACGUCUUCAUAAACCACCUUUCACACAUCGCCUUCGUGGUCUAAACUGAGCUUCUGUGGACAGGAGGGACAAACCUACCCUUUUCGUGGCAGCGGGUGAGGUGCGACACUGCCUGUGUUCCCCGAGCGCCUGAGCGGCAGGGAGGCCAGGCGUCACCGUGACACCCCACUGUUCACGUCAGCCUAGUGCCGACUUGUCCAUCGAGAAAGGGUGGGGCCGCUUCUGCAGCAGUUAGGGACAGCUCUGUCACCACACGCAGGCAGUGCCCCAGGGGACAGGCGUGUGGCCGUGGGCCGGUGAAGGGAAAAUCGGGUCCCACACCUGCCCGGCGUCAACCACUAGAGACAUUUUCACGUUACGCCCUUUUGUAAUGCCUGUGACUUAAUAGAGUGAAGCCUUAGACCAAAACACUCAGGGGAUUUUUUUUUUCUUUAAAUACCCCUCAUUUUUUAAUUAGGUCAGUAGAAGGGGAAAGCUGUCACUUUUUGUUUGAAAACUUAAACAAGGCCGUCUUGUACACGGUUGUCGCCAGAGCCUUCCCUUCCGGUUGCAUACGCAUCUUGAGUUUCAGAAAACAUUAGUUCACAGUAGGGGGGCAGCAUGCGCCAUUUCUGAAACACUUCUUGUACCAUUGUGUCGUGUUUCUAUUGUAUUUAAAGAUUUUAGUAAGUUGAAAUGUAUGAGUAGCUUAACUAACGUAGAACUGAAACAUUAAUAGCGCUCUUCAUACACUGUGGCAAAGGAUGUAAAGUUUGUAAUGUUUUGUGAUCUCUGUGCAUUUUAAUACCCUUUUAUAAUAAUGAGCAUUUUAAUAAAAUCAUUUAAAAAGCA
Artibeus jamaicensis (Jamaican fruit-eating bat) is the source of this 5853-nucleotide messenger RNA. RefSeq names its product anoctamin 6 (gene ANO6). The record is from RefSeq and is a predicted model, not a curated record. Lineage: Eukaryota; Metazoa; Chordata; Mammalia; Chiroptera; Phyllostomidae. Gene Ontology annotation, cellular component: plasma membrane. The transcript is spliced from 20 exons. Bases 536 to 3268 code for a protein of 910 amino acids. Gene Ontology annotation, molecular function: chloride channel activity; protein dimerization activity. Gene Ontology annotation, biological process: calcium activated phosphatidylserine scrambling; chloride transmembrane transport; calcium activated phosphatidylcholine scrambling.